Molecule: messenger RNA, 1465 nt
Organism: Gaeumannomyces tritici R3-111a-1
Lineage: Eukaryota; Fungi; Ascomycota; Sordariomycetes; Magnaporthales; Magnaporthaceae
Exons: 2
Coding region: 84-1439 (451 amino acids)
Biological process (GO): transmembrane transport
Cellular component (GO): fungal-type vacuole membrane
Molecular function (GO): transmembrane transporter activity
Source: RefSeq, a predicted model, not a curated record
AAAUACGGCACGCCCGACAUCUCUGCUGGUGGAAGACGGAAAAGAUGGGAUAGGACUUUGAGAAAAAAGCAAGCAAAUCGACCAUGGCCAUGGAGAAUCGCCUACAAAGUCUGGGAACAGGUCCGGCAGCCUUCAGCAACCAAGGCGGCGGCCCAAAUGACAAGGUGGUGGGCGAGCAUGUAUCUCAGCAGAGCCUGAUCGCAAACACGCAGACAAAUGGACCCGACGACGGCGAGGACUUCCCCGACGGUGGCAAGGAAGCUUGGUUGUGCGCAGCAGGUACCGCCGGAAUCAUGUUCUGCACCUUGGGCUAUGCCAAUUCCUUCGGCGUCUUCCAAGCAUACUACAUGCAUCACCAGCUCCGAGACCACAGCCCAGACGACAUCUCCUGGAUCGGCUCCAUCCAAGUGUUUCUGGUCUUUGCGUCCGGGGCCGUGGGAGGGCCCAUCUUCGACCGCUUUGGAGCCUGGGUCAUCCGGCCGGCGGCCAUAGCAUACUUGGCCUCGGUCAUGCUCACGAGCGUGUGCACGGCGUACUGGCACUUCGUGCUGGCGCAGGGCGUGCUAUCGGGCGUGUCCAACGGCCUGCUCAUGUUCCCGGCCAUGGCGGCGGUGCCGCAGCACUUUAACAAGAGGCGCGGGGCCGCCAUGGGCCUGGCCAUCGCCGGCUCGUCGCUCGGCGCCGUCGUAUUCCCCGUCGUGCUCGCGCGCCUCCUGCUCGCGCCCGGGGCCGGCGUCGGCUUCGGCUGGGCGGUGCGCGCGUGCGGCCUCGUCAUGGUGCCGGUCCUGGUCUUCGGCGCCGCCACGGUGCGCGCGCGCCUGCCGCCCCGCGCCAGCCGCUUCUUCCUCUGGUCCGCCUUUGCCCGCCCGCUGUACGCGCUGCUCGUGGCCGGCACCGCCGCCCUCUUCCUGGGCAUGUUUGUGCCCCUCUUCUACCUGCCCAGCUACGCCGCGCGGGAGGCGGGCAUGGACGAGUCCACGGCCCUCUACCUGGUCGCGGCCGUCAACGGCGCCAGCCUGCCGGGCCGCAUCAUCCCGGGGAUCCUGGGCGACAGGCUCGGGCGCGUCAACACGCUGGCGGCGGCGGGGGCGGCCACGUCCGUCCUCAUCUUCUGCUGGCCGUCGGCGACGACGCCGGCCGGGGUGGUCGCGUUUGCGUGCGUGUUCGGGUUCGUCUCGGGCGCGCUCGUCUCUGGCGGAUCCGUCGUCUUCACGCUCUGCCCGGACAGCCCCAAGGACAUCGGGACUUAUAUGGGAAUGGGCAUCGCGGUCGCAUCGCUCGCCGUGCUCGUUGGCCCGCCCGUCAGCGGCGCCAUUCUCGAGCGCUACGGGGGCUUCAGGGAGGUUUCCAUACUGAGCGGGGUUUCGUGCAUGCUCGGCGCUGUCCUGUGCCUGGUCGCCAAGGCACACACGCCCCAGGGAGUGAGAGGGAGGAUUUAGAUAAGUGGUUGAUGGCUGCAAUCAGG